This is a messenger RNA of Aplosporella prunicola CBS 121167, 1398 nucleotides long. RefSeq lists its product as uncharacterized. The coding region runs from base 1 to 1398 and encodes 465 amino acids. Gene Ontology annotation, cellular component: cytoplasm; nucleus; protein phosphatase type 2A complex. Gene Ontology annotation, biological process: mitotic spindle organization. Gene Ontology annotation, molecular function: protein tyrosine phosphatase activator activity; peptidyl-prolyl cis-trans isomerase activity. The transcript is spliced from 2 exons. Lineage: Eukaryota; Fungi; Ascomycota; Dothideomycetes; Botryosphaeriales; Aplosporellaceae. The record is from RefSeq and is a predicted model, not a curated record.
AUGGCCGAGCUACGGACCCCCAACAAAGCCCUCGGCAAACUUGACCUCACGAAGCCGCAUCAAUUCCAGUUGCCCAAGAAACAGAUUAACGAUGGCGAGGAUGUUUCCUUCUUUCUCACAUCGACUGCGUACGCAGAUAUCAUGACAUGGUUGCUGCAACUCAACGCAUCCAUGUUCCCAAAGAAGACCUCGUCGUCAUAUCAAGACUGGAGCUUGGACAACUCAACAUACACCUUCUCGGAUACUGUCCAGAAGCUGAGGUCCUUGUUGGAAAAGCUAGGAACCAUCAUCGAGGAAGCGCCUCCGGACCCUGGUCCUCGUAGGUUUGGCAACAUCAGCUUUAGGAAAUGGUACGAGAUCGUUGAAUCUCGGUUACCAAAUCUGCUUUCCGAAGCUCUUCCCGCUGAAGUUCUCAACGCCGGCAAGUCGGCCGAUGGAACCGCUACCGCAAAGGAAGAAUUGCAAGCAUAUCUGUAUGGUAGUUUCGGCAGCGCUCAGCGACUUGAUUAUGGCACCGGCCAUGAACUCAGCUUCUUGGCAUUCCUUGCUGGGAUCUGGAAACUAGGCGGUUUUGCGAAUACCGAGCCUGGUCUCGAAGAGCGAGGCAUUGUGAUAGGAGUUGUCGAACCCUACCUCGCACUCAUCCGUCGCCUCAUUCUUACUUACACCCUUGAGCCUGCCGGCUCUCAUGGUGUCUGGGGUCUCGACGACCAUUCAUUCGCGCCCUACAUUUUUGGCUCUGCCCAACUCUCACCCCCCAUCUCCAGCGCUGCCGAUAUUCCUGGCGAGGGCUCGCUUCCUGACGCACCCGAUCCUGGGGAUGUUGCCAAAGUCAAUAUCGUGCAGCGUGAACGCAAGUCCAAUAUGUACUUCAGCGCCAUCGGCUUCAUCUACGAUGUCAAAAAAGGACCUUUCUGGGAGCACAGCCCGAUCCUCUUCGACAUUUCUGGCGUCAAAGCCGGCUGGGCGAAAAUCAACAAGGGCAUGUUGAAGAUGUACAAUGCAGAAGUUCUUUCCAAGUUCCCUGUCGUGCAGCACUUUCCUUUCGGCUCGCUGUUCCGCUGGGAAAAAGACCCAACGGCAGCAGAAGCGCAAAAAUCAAUUCACACAACGAGCCAACCAGCGAGAAUGCCUCCUGCAGGCCAGCUGCGCGACGCGUCACAGCGAUUGCCGAUGCAGGAAGGGACGAAAGCGCCGUGGGCAACUGGUGCAUCCGCGCAACCCAUGACAGCCGCACCAUGGGCAUCAAACGCGACUGCCGCACCGCCCAUGACAGCAGCACCAUGGGCGACUCGAGGAGCAUCAGGCGCGACAACGAUGCCUGCACCCGCGAGGCCCGGUGCCGGCGGCGUGAUGCCUCCCACGCAGGCACCGUGGGCGCGAAAGCCAGGAGCGUGA